Molecule: messenger RNA, 948 nt
Organism: Gadus macrocephalus (Pacific cod)
Lineage: Eukaryota; Metazoa; Chordata; Actinopteri; Gadiformes; Gadidae
Product: amyloid beta precursor protein binding family B member 2-like
Biological process (GO): regulation of DNA-templated transcription
Cellular component (GO): cytoplasm; nucleus
Molecular function (GO): amyloid-beta binding; transcription factor binding
Source: RefSeq, a predicted model, not a curated record
CCCCCCCCCCCCCCCCGCUCCUCUCCUCUCCUCAGGGACUUUGCGUACGUGGCCCGAGACAAGAACACCAGGAUCCUGAAAUGUCAUGUGUUCCGCUGUGACACGCCGGCCAAAGCCAUCGCCACCAGCCUGCACGAGAUCUGCUCCAGGAUCAUGACAGAGAGGAAGAUUGCCAAGGCCCUGGCUGGAGGUUCUCUCCAGGACCGGGUCCAGGCCGGACUGGACCUCCCUCUGCAAGAGUUCCCCACCCCUAAGACGGAGCUGGUGCAGAAGUUCCAGGUGUUCUACCUGGGGAUGCUUCCGGUCGCCAGGCCUAUAGGCAUGGACAUCCUGAACGGGGCCAUUGACAGUCUGGUGGGGUCCUGCGACCGAGCCGACUGGAACCCCGUGGCCCUGACCGUGGCCGAUGCCACCGUGACAAUCAGCAAGGACGAGGAGGAGGAGGAGGUGCUCGUGGAGUGCCGCGUGCGCUUCCUGUCCUUCAUGGGCGUGGGGCACAACGUGCACUCGUUCGCCUUCAUCAUGGACGCGGGGGGGCAGCGCUACGACUGCCACGUGUUCUGGUGCGAGCCCAACGCCGGGGGCGUGUCGGAGGCCGUGCAGGCCGCCUGCAUGCUGCGGUACCAGAAGUGUCUGGUGGCGCGGCCCCCCUCCCAGCGGGCCUGUGGCUCCUCCCCCCCCGGUGACUCGGUGUCCCGGCGGGUGUCCACCAGCGUGAAGCGCGGCGUGCUGUCCCUCAUCGACACCCUGAAGCAGAAGAGACCCGUCACCGAGCUGCCGCAGUGACUGCCCCCCCCACCACCACCCCCUCCCUCCUCCCCCCCCCAAGGGAAACAAAGCCCCCAAGAACAAGCAAACCCACCCAACACGCUACCACCUCCACACGCUUCACUCCGCCCCCUCCUCCCCGUGUCAGCUGAAUACACCCCCCUCUCCCCCCCCCCCCCC